Perkinsus marinus ATCC 50983 is the source of this 1587-nucleotide messenger RNA. RefSeq names its product 10 transmembrane domain, possible aa transporter, putative. Gene Ontology annotation, molecular function: amino acid transmembrane transporter activity. Gene Ontology annotation, biological process: amino acid transmembrane transport. Lineage: Eukaryota; Perkinsozoa; Perkinsida; Perkinsidae. Gene Ontology annotation, cellular component: vacuolar membrane. Bases 25 to 1587 code for a protein of 520 amino acids. The transcript has a single exon. The record is from RefSeq and is a predicted model, not a curated record.
CCUCAUCGGAGAUCUCAAGUAUUUAUGGCACCUGCAGCCCGUCGCCGUUCCCAUGAGUCUAUUGCCUCGCUGUCAUCUGUGAAGAGUCUCGAGGCCCAAGAGAGUCGAGAGAGCGUUAAGGUUGGAGGCACUCCUGACUUCACUGCUAUCUUCAACGUAGUCAUGACGGCUGUUGGUGUUGGGCUGCUCGCUCUCGCCAAGGCCACUGCCAGUGUUGGCUAUGCAACAGGCAUUUUCUAUAUGCUGGUUUGUGGUGUCCUAGGGUGGUGCAUGGUAUACCUUUUGUAUAGAUGCAGGGUUAUGGCCCUAACUCUGGGGCUCGAUCACGUUCCCACUUAUGAGGAUAUUGGUCGGGCUGCGUUCGGAAGAAUCGGCCGUGUUGUCGUCGCGAUAAGUCUACACAUCUCCCUUGUUGGUACGUCUUGUGUGCUCAUGCUUCUGCUAGGGCAAAACUCUCAUCACAUAUACGAUGGUAUCGGAGUCAAUAUCUGGAUUGUUAUUUGGGCUGUCAUUCUCACGCCUGUAAACUGGCUUAAGACUAUGCGUGAGAUUGGAUUCAUGGCUAGCACUGUGGGAGUCUUUUCCAUCGUAGUCACCCUGGUAGGGCUUACAGCAGCCGGCUUUUCUCAAGCUUAUUCGGCGAGUGCGCCUUACGAAGCGAUCGUACCAAAGCCGCUCUCUAUUAUAGGAGGAUACACUACUUUCUCCUUCGCCUAUUCGGUCACGUGUAGCACGACGACAGUGACACAUGAUAUGCGUCAUCCCACUCACGCUCCCAAGGUGUUCGCUAUCUCUUUUGCUGGCCUUAUCUCCAUAUAUGGUCUGGUGACUUUGGCUGGGUAUCUUGGUUGGGGCCAGAAGCUUUUAUGUUAUGACAAUGUGCUCGAAGCCAUGUCCAAGGAUGCUUUUGGGUAUGUAUCUUUCAUUGGUAUUAUCAUACUCUCUGCAACACAUUAUGCAGUAUUAUUACAUCCAUCAUGCCGUGCUAUAGAGUAUCUCACUGGGCUCGAGAAAGGAACGACCAAAGCCCGAAGGUUGGGCCGCUGGCCGACACUCCUCAUUACAAGUGGCCUACGGAGCCUCCUUGUGGUCGUCACUGCGGUGAUUGCCAUCACAGUACCCAAUUUCUCGUUACAGAUCGAUCUUCUUUCAGCUGUAACUUACACGCUUAUACAUUUAAUAUUUCCACCGUUGUUCUACAUGAGACUGAAGCAUAAGUCAGCCGGGUAUGGUAGGCCUGAUAAUAUGAGUUCUACCAAAGGGAAACUUUUAACUGUAUCACUUCUGUUGCUCAUGGCUAUCGCCUUGAUGGCCUCCGGGGUCACCAUUUACAAGACUGUCCAACCCGGCCCCACACCUGUCGUAUGCCAACAAACAGAGAUGGCCAGUGCUGAAGCAGCUGCACAAGGCAAGGACGCCUCGGGCCUGGAAGUGGUUGAUAUAGAGGACUGGAAUGAGACCGAGAUCGACAAUGAUAGGGAUCUACGUGAUGACUAUGAUGCUUCUGCAAAUUACGAGAUGUUGGCGGAUGGGAAGACGGUAGGUUAUAGAUCAGAAGAGGAGGGAUUAGAUGAAAGAUGGUAUUAG